Messenger RNA from Sitophilus oryzae (rice weevil), 4726 nucleotides. Its product is annotated as toll-like receptor Tollo. Gene Ontology annotation, biological process: signal transduction. The record is from RefSeq and is a predicted model, not a curated record. Gene Ontology annotation, molecular function: protein binding. Lineage: Eukaryota; Metazoa; Arthropoda; Insecta; Coleoptera; Curculionidae. The transcript has a single exon. Gene Ontology annotation, cellular component: extracellular matrix. The coding region runs from base 295 to 4251 and encodes 1318 amino acids.
CGCGGUGCGCUUCGCACUUUGCACGUUGUUAACAUUUUCCGGACGCCACGUGACACCGUCCAUUCACGUCGCCCGCCGCCGCGUUGGUGGGGCGCGGGAGGCGGAGCCUGCACCGUCCCGCCGGCAGGAGCAACAGUCCCGAACCGCGUCCAUCCGUCAGUUUGCCGGCUGAGAGCGACCGAUGAAGUCUUGUUGUGCGCUGCUCGCCUUCGUUCAUCAUUUCACGCGACCGCGAAGUCAACCUGUAAUGUGCUCAUCCGUUCGAAAAUAAGACUAGGAAAAAAAACUCGAAACAUGACUCGCUUUAUUACCUUUCUCGGUGUGACGACAAUAGUUCUUAUUACAGUGUUUUGUGUUAGUUCCCGGAGUUUAACCAACUUCGAUCAAGCUCCCAGAGGAUGUGAGUGGCGGAUGCGUCCGUCUGAAGAGUCCGAAAACACCGAGGAACCAGUCCUGUACUGCCAAAUCCGAACAGUCAGCAAUGCAGAACCCUUAAUCGGAAACCUCACUCAAACCCAGAGCGACCGUGUCACUAGUUUACUACUCGAAUGCAACGACGCUCUCUUUUUUGAAAGCUCCCUAGAUCCAGCCCAGAGAGGUUCAUUUUUGGUGCAACUAAAAAAACUACGCGACCUAAAAAUCGAAAACUGCAAACUCCGAAAUAUUCCCCCAGCCUCACUCGCCGGUCUACGUCAUCUUAAGAGAUUAUCUCUUCGCUCCCACAACUCAGAAUGGUCCGCGAUGACUUUAGACCUCAACGCGGAAAGUUUCCGAGGAUUGGCCGAACUAAGAAGCCUGGACUUGGCCGAUAACAACAUCUGGAACGUGCCUCAAGAAAUGUUCUGUCCUCUUUAUAGUUUAACUCAACUAAACCUUACGAAAAACAAACUUCAAGAUAUCGGGAGUUUGGGAUUUUCGGACUGGGGUAAAGGACCUCUAGCUCCGGGUAGGGCAUGUGUUAACAGCUUGGAAAUACUGGAUUUAAGCGAGAAUGAGGUCAUUGCCUUGCCUGACAACGGAUUUUCAGCGUUGAGAAGUUUGGAAGAAUUACACUUGCAAGAUAAUGCAAUUUCAACUUUAGGUGACCGAGCUUUUGUCGGAUUGAACGCAUUGAAGACUUUAAACAUCUCCAGCAAUUGUUUAGUUGCAAUGCCACCAGAAUUAUUUCAAUCUUCCAGAGAACUUACCCAUCUUUACCUUCAAAACAACUCAUUAAGUGUCUUAGCACCAGGUUUACUUGAAGGACUUGACCAACUACGAGUUCUAGACUUGUCGAAAAACGAACUAACCAGUCGCUGGGUAAACAGAGACACAUUUGCCGGCUUAGUACGAUUAGUCGUACUGAAUUUAGGACACAACCAGCUGAGUAGAAUAGAUGUCAGUCUAUUUCACGACCUUUACACCCUACAAAUCUUGAAUUUAGAACAUAAUCAUAUUGGUGCUAUUGCUGAAGGUGCGUUUUCUGAACUCAAAAAUCUUCACGCACUUACAUUGACACACAAUAAAUUAGUACGAAUAGAAUCCUACCAUUUUACCGGAAUGUAUGCCUUAAAUCAGCUGCUUGUCGACCAAAACGAAAUAGAGCAUAUUCAUCCCAGAGCUUUUGAGAACGUGACCAAUUUACAAGACCUGGGUCUCAAUGGGAACAUGUUAGGAGGUGUGCCUUCAGGUAUAGGUCAAUUAAGAUUCCUAAAAACCUUAGAUUUAGGCAAGAAUCACAUUGAUGCUGUCGAAAACUCUUCUUUCGAAGGACUUGAUUUACUUUACGGACUGAGAUUAGUCGAUAAUCACAUAGUGAACAUCUCCAGAGACGCGUUUUCUACACUACCAUCUCUCCAAGUGUUGAAUUUGGCAUCAAACAGAAUACGGUAUGUUGAACAAAGUGCGUUUUCUAGUAACCCAACUUUAAAAGCUAUUCGUCUUGAUGCCAAUGAACUUACUGACAUCAGUGGUGUUUUUACAAACCUCCAAAGUCUAGUCUGGCUGAAUGUAUCCUCAAAUAAGCUGGUUUGGUUCGAUUUCAGUCAUCUUCCUGUCAGUUUGGAAUGGCUGGACAUGCACGGCAACGAAAUACCGGAGCUAGGAAACUAUUACGAGGUCAGAAAUAUGUUAAAAAUCAAAAUGCUCGAUGUCAGUUUCAAUUUGAUCACACAAAUCCAAGAGAACGCUAUUCCAGACAGCGUGGAGACCUUGUAUUUGCAGAAUAAUCGUAUAACCUCCGUAGCCCCCAAUACUUUUACGCACAAAAAACACUUAGAAAAAGUAGUGUUGUAUGGAAAUAAAAUUCGAUACUUAGACUUGGCUGCCUUAAACUUAAGUCCAGUCAGCGAUGACAGAGAUUUACCUCAGUUUUAUAUCGGAGGAAACCCAUUUUAUUGUGACUGCAAAAUGGAAUGGUUGCUGAGAAUAAACCAUCUGAGUAAUUUAAGGCAAUAUCCGCAGGUCCUGGACUUAGAUGACGUAACCUGUGAGCUUUCACAUGCCCGAGGAUCACCUCCACAACCUCUACUUAGAUUGAAACCAUCGAAUUUCCUUUGUUCCUAUCAAACUCACUGUUUUGCUCUUUGUCAUUGCUGUGAUUUUGAUGCCUGCGACUGCGAGAUGACUUGUCCUGACAGGUGUACUUGCUAUCAUGAUCAUACCUGGUCUUCGAACGUCGUGGACUGCAGUAAUGCUGGCUACACAACUGUACCCGAGAAAAUACCCAUGGAUGCCACAGAAAUAUAUCUGGAUGGAAAUAACCUUGGUGAACUGGGAAGUCACGUGUUUAUUGGCAAAAAGAAGCUAGAAGUUUUGUUUUUGAACAACAGUAAUGUGAAGGCGUUGCAUAACAGGACUUUCAAUGGUGCAAAAUCUUUGAGGGUGCUACACAUGGAAGACAACAAGUUGGAGGAGUUGAGAGGUUUCGAGUUUGACCAACUAGAAAACAUUAAUGAACUUUAUUUGGACCACAACAACAUAGCUUAUGUGGGCAACCAAACUUUCCGUAACAUGCAUCGCUUGGAGGUGCUCAAACUGGACGAGAACCAUAUAGUCAACUUUCCUCCGUGGCAACUAGAGUCUGCAGCUCCCAGAGUGUCAGUAGAAGGCAACAAGUGGUCGUGUGAAUGUUCGGCUCUAGUCAAAUUGAACAGCUGGAUUCGGUCUUCGGGUGGUGAUCCAGCGAAAAUGCUUUGUACGGACGGUGAUGAGACUGUUUCGGACGCUUUAAACAGAUGUGGUGAUUUGGACAAUGCCGUGGCGACUUCGGUAGUGCAAAAAGAACUUGUAACUGACGGUCGUGUCCUUGGAGAAAGUUUUGUGCCGCUGUUAGCCGCUACCUUGGUUUCGGUGAUCGUCGUGUGUCUUCUAGUGGCGAUUGUGUUCGUUUUUCGACAAGAAGUGCGACUCUGGGCUCAUUCGCGAUACGGUGUGCGGAUAUUCCAAGACGUCCAGAACAGAAGUGAUGACAGGGACCAUUUGUAUGACUGCUACGUAGUCUACAGCCACAAAGAUGAAGACCUAGCCGCUAGAAUCAUCGCUCCAGAGCUAGAAGCUUUCGGUCACACCUUGUGUCUUCAUUACCGAGACCUUCAUCUACUGAACGGCGCUUCAUACUUAACAGACGCAAUGGUUGGAGCUGCAGAUGCAUCCAGAAGAAUCCUCUUCGUAGUCUCCCCAGCACUCAUCUGCGCAGAAUGGUCCAAACCAGAGUUCCGCGCAGCUCUCCAAGCUGCGCUCAGAGCUACAUACAGGCGCAAGUUAGUCUGCGUACUAAAUGGUGAUCCUCUGGAACCGAUGGAUCCAGAAUUACGCGCCCUGUUACGUGCUGGUACUGUAACUAGAUGGGGUGAGCGGAGGUUCUGGGAGAAACUACGGUACUCCAUGCCUGACGUACCAGGUGAUGGAAGAAGAAAAAAACCUCAACCCCAUCUCCAAGAGAUCCGGUGCAAGCAGAGCGCUAGGUACUCAAACGCGGAUGCUUGGUACAAGUACCAGGCAGUAGCAGGGGUCCACCAGAGUACUGCUUUGACUCCUACCCCAACUCAAAGCACCUACGUGUCUGGCGGUGACUCCAACCGGAGUACUGAAGAUGAAGGUGGUUCCAGUACUAGUUCCCAGCACUAUGGCUCGGAGCAAUUGAACCAUAGUUACGUUUCUAUCGAUGGGAGGCCUCACCAGUACCACCCUAGCUGUAGAAACGAGGUUCCUCAUCACGUGUAUUCCACAAUUCCAGACGCACCUCCCCAAUCCAGGACUUACUUCGUUUAAUGUGAUGUAACGAUCCCUGGUACUACUGCUUCUGCUUGAUUUUUUUUUGUAUCGUUGUUAGGAGCAGUGAAUAGGUGAAAUGUCAAUGUGAGUUACUAAUUUUUCAAAGGCUGUCUACUUAUAACAUACAUAUAAAUAUAUUUAUAAAAACGCUAAAUUUUUUGUAAGUAUUAAAAAAAUCGAUAAAUAUAAUAUAACCGUUUUUAAAAUAUUAUUAUUACUAUGUAAUGUCUCGUUAUAUUGUAUAUAUUUUGUAAAUAUUCCUCAAUGUAUAAAAUAAAUAAAAAAAUUAUAUAUGAAACGGUACGAGUAUUUGUACUAAUUUUUCCAACGCUUAUUAGUCAAUAAUUUUAAGUUAAUCGAACAAAAUAAUAUUGUAAAUAAAAUUCCGGAUUUUAUGACAUUAAAGACUGUUAAAUAUUGUACAUUUGAAACUCUUUUAAUUUAUGAAUAAAUAAAAUCGACAUUUUUUAAA